This is a messenger RNA of Volvox carteri f. nagariensis, 2273 nucleotides long. RefSeq lists its product as uncharacterized. Bases 106 to 912 code for a protein of 268 amino acids. Gene Ontology annotation, cellular component: PCNA complex. Gene Ontology annotation, molecular function: DNA binding; DNA polymerase processivity factor activity. NCBI's taxonomy places the organism in Eukaryota, Viridiplantae, Chlorophyta, Chlorophyceae, Chlamydomonadales, Volvocaceae. Gene Ontology annotation, biological process: translesion synthesis; mismatch repair; leading strand elongation. The transcript has 6 exons. The record is from RefSeq and is a predicted model, not a curated record.
CAGUUAUUUUCUUUACCAAAAAAUUGUUUCCUGGAGUUCACUACAGCUUUCCGUAGGGGAAUCUAAAUUUCUCUUGGCUCUCGACAAGUAAACUUUGUGAGCAACAUGUUCGAGGCGCGGAUUACCCAAGGAAGUGUGCUGAAGAAGCUCGUGGAGGCGCUAAAGGAGCUGGUGACCGAGGGCAACUUCGAUGUUAGCAACACAGGGCUUUCCCUACAGGCGAUGGAUUCGUCUCAUGUUUGUCUUGUAUCGCUUACGCUGCGCGAAGACGGAUUCGAUCAUUUCCGUUGCGAUCGGAACAUGGCUAUGGGUAUUCAUUUCGGGAAUUUGUCAAAGAUCCUGAAGUGUGCAGGAAAUGAGGACACCAUUACACUUAAAGCAGAGGAUAAUGCGGACCAGCUAACCCUGAUGUUUGAGGCACCCAGCCAGGAUCGCAUCUCGGACUUCGACCUCAAGUUGAUGUCCAUCGAGUCCGAGCACUUGGGGAUUCCUGACCAGGAUUAUUCUGCGGAGGUUAAACUGCCCUCCUCAGAGUAUCAGCGAAUUGUCCGUGACCUCACCAGUAUUGGUGACACGGUUCUCAUCUCGGCCACAAAGGAGGGAAUUAAGUUCUCCACUUCUGGUGACGUCGGCACAGCGAACAUCACGCUCCGGCAUAACACCACGCCGGAGAAGCCCGAGGAGCAGACGUUCAUUGACCUGAAGGAGCCUGUCGCGUUGACGUUUGCCCUCCGGUACCUAAACAACUUCAGCAAGGCUACACCAUUGGCACCGCAGGUCAAACUAAGCCUAACGAAGGACCUUCCCAUAGUUGUGGAGUACCAGGUCGGCGAGUUAGGCAGUGUUCGCUUCUACUUGGCACCAAAGAUCGAUGAUGAGGAUAACAUGGGAUCUGAUGAGGCUCAGUCUUAACACAACAUGGUUGUGUCGAGUUGUAGCUUCCGAGGGUUGUAGAGCUGUCAGGAUGCGGCGGCGGGUCGGGCAGAGAAUUGCGGAUGGGAAAGAUUCGGAUGGGGAUAUGGGAUGGGGUAGGUGAGAAGAUGCAUCGGGGGGUCGGGGUAGGAUGAACCCAGGGUGGGGUUCAGGAUAUAUCGGGGGGGUUCGCUGUGGCUAUGGCGCCCUAAUCGUUCAACCUUGGACCCUUAUCCCAGCAUGGGUUUGCGCGAUUGUGGUUUAAGGUGUGAUUUUCGGGGGUUGCCAGCAGAUUGCCUGUCAAAACGCCUUGAUUGCGGUGUUUGGGGUCCAGGCCUGCUAUUUGCAUGCGUCUUAUUGGUUCAUUGUUUUUCCAUAUUGGCUGUACAUCACCUGAACACAUUAAAUGUGACCUCAAACACAUUUGAGGCAGGAGUCUGUGAGCACGCUUGGGUUUCCCCGUCUCUUGUUACUUGUGAAACCGCGUCCUGGCACGCAUGCCAUGCUGACAGGAUGAAAGAUGAGCGUGAAUGUAAGAAGUUUUAAGCGUCUGUUAUGGAGGUGUCAAUUGUGCCUCUUGCCCCUCCACGGACUUAGGCCACGGUUACUUCAUGCGGUUGUACAGCAGGGGCUGGAGGCAAUUGACAUUUUCACGACAAAUGCGUUCAUUUACAUCCAAUUGAGUGUCUGUGGAUUCAGUGUUGUGCUUUUAUUUAAUCGGCAACGAACGUUGGACUUGACCCUGAACGUUUUCAACUCAAGGUUUAUGCCUGUUUUAUCUAUUUGUGAACUUUUCCUUUUCAAGUUUGGCUUAAUCAGAUUGUAAUGAAUAAUAUUCAUGGUGCCUGAAGGACUCUUCUUUCCCUACCAAUGCUACUUGAAUUGUCAGCUCUGGGACAGCAACAGGACCUGAAGAGUUUAUGUAUCUGUCCUCGAGACGAAUGCACACUGGGGCAAAGAGAUCAUGGCUUGUCUCAUUAUCAGAGUCACGGACCUUGCUUGGAUUGCCAUCUCAUGAGACGCCACGCCAUGUCGGCUCCAGCUGGCUGACAGUUGUUGCUCUUUGUGGAAUGGUUGCCGUUAUUUGCUCUAUCGACCGUACAGCGAUGAGUGUCGCCGUUCUCCCCAUGGGAAUCAGGUACGGUUGGAGCGACACCGUUAAAGGCGCUGUCAGCAGUGCAUUCAACCUCGGCCACACUCUGACAAACUUCUAUGGCGGCAUUCUCGCUGCUUCCUACUCUCCAAAAGCUGUACUCAGCAUUGGUGUCGUGGUAUGGAGCACCUUCACCCUUCUCACUCCACCUGCAGCAGCCUUGGGUCUUGGGCCCCUCUUCAUCGUGCGUGUGUGUAUGGGCCUGGGG